Messenger RNA from Macrobrachium nipponense, 396 nucleotides. RefSeq lists its product as uncharacterized. The coding region runs from base 1 to 396 and encodes 131 amino acids. The record is from RefSeq and is a predicted model, not a curated record. The transcript has 4 exons. Lineage: Eukaryota; Metazoa; Arthropoda; Malacostraca; Decapoda; Palaemonidae.
AUGAAAGAACAAAAAGCAAGCACGGAGUGUGAAAUACUGAACACAGCCUUCCACAAACCAAGUGACACUACGUUGAUUGCAGCUCCUGGAUGGAACUACUACAACUUUUUGCCUCCAAGACCGCCUAAGAAUGCAAGUGGUUACUGUCCCAGUGGAGGCAUUUAUGUUCAGUACGAGCAGCCUGUUUACAAACGGUACGACUUCUCGAUUGAUGGUUUUGCCUGUUCGCCUCAUCCGUGGGUCAAAGACAGACACAACGAAGGAAAAACUUGCAAGAUGGUUAUUAUGUACGAUACAGACUUUCGGGGACAGGAUUCUGCAUACGACCGUAAAAUUGGAACUUACUACAAUGCUUUGCGGCAGUGUAUGACUUACAAUUGCAUCGGGAUGAAAUGA